Molecule: messenger RNA, 1904 nt
Organism: Cucumis sativus (cucumber)
Lineage: Eukaryota; Viridiplantae; Streptophyta; Magnoliopsida; Cucurbitales; Cucurbitaceae
Exons: 2
Coding region: 83-1546 (487 amino acids)
Source: RefSeq, a predicted model, not a curated record
CUCUUCCCUUUCAAUCCCAAAAACCUUAAUUUCAAUAAGAACUACAAAACACACAUACACUUUAAUCAAUUUUAAAACAAGCAUGCCUUCUUCUUCCAUCUCUAUUGUUUCAAAAUGCAGUGUUUUCCCAGAUCAACCUUCCCCAUUACACUCUCUUCAGCUCUCUGUUUCUGAUCUUCCUAUGCUUUCUUGCCACUAUAUUCAAAAAGGUGUUCUUUUCCCUUCCCCUCCAUAUUCCUUUCUUGAUUUUGUUUCCUUUCUCAAACGCUCCCUUUCCACCACUCUCUCUCAUUUCUCUCCUCUCGCCGGUCGUCUCUCCACCGACUCCAAUGGCUACGUCCACAUCCUCUGCAAUGACGCCGGUGUCGAAUUCAUCCAAGCCAAAGCUAAACAUCUCACCCUUAAUGCCCUUCUUUCCCCUCUUGAUGUCCCUAAUUACUUCAAGGAGUUUUUCGACUUUGACCGCACUAUUAGCUACUCUGGUCACUCCAUGCCCUUAGUUGCUGUCCAGGUGACAGAGCUGGCAGAUGGGGUGUUUGUUGGAUGUACCGUCAACCACGCCGUCACCGACGGGACUUCUUUCUGGCAUUUCUUCAAUACAUUUGCUGAAGUUUGUAAAGGGACUAAAAAGAUCUCCAAGUCGCCGGCGUUUACUAGAGAUACUGUUUUCAACUCCUCGGCGGUCUUGAAGUUUCCCGAAGGUGGGCCGGUGGUGACGUUCAACAGCGACGAGCCAUUGAGAGAGAGGAUUUUUCACUUCACACGAGAAUCCAUUCUGAAGCUGAAGCUGAGAGCUAAUACAAACAAUCAAAUCGCUGGCCGGAGACCGGUCAACGGAUUUCACGACGCCGUUGAGAUUUUAGGGAAACAGGGAAAUGACAGUUGGAAAACCGUCAACGGAACUAAUAACGGAGGAAACAUGACGGCUGUUUUGGAGAAUUUGAUUAAAACGAAUGUUCCAAAUCGUACGGCGGAGAUAUCCUCUUUCCAAUCCUUAUGUGCACAUCUGUGGCGCUCCGUGACACGUGCGAGGAAAUUAGACGAGUCCAAAACGACGACGUUUCGUAUGGCAGUUAACUGCCGUCACCGUCUAAACCCACGGAUGGAACCUUACUACUUCGGAAACGCGAUACAGAGUAUUCCAACAGUGGCGACGGUCGAAGAUGUUCUGUCGAACGAUCUCCGGUGGUGUGCCGAUCUUCUACAUAAAAACGUGGUGGCACACGACGACGCUACCGUUCGUCGGGGAAUCUCUGAUUGGGAGAGCCAACCACGACUGUUUCCACUAGGGAACUUCGACGGCGCGAUGAUCACCAUGGGCAGCUCGCCAAGAUUUCCGAUGUACGACAACGACUUUGGGUGGGGACGACCAAUUGCAGUCAGAAGCGGUAGAGCAAAUAAAUUCGACGGCAAGAUCUCGGCCUUCCCAGGGCGAGAUGGAAACGGCAGCGUGGAUCUGGAAGUCGUUCUGUCGCCGGAAACAAUGGCGGGACUGGAGCGGGACACAGAUUUUAUGCAGUACGUCUCAACUACAACUACAGUAUGAUUGGUCACACCCGACCAUGGGGCCCGCAAAGUAAAAAUCUCCUUCACGAAUUAAUUACUUUUUAUGGUAAAAGUAAAAACUUAUAUAUAUUUCAAAAACUCUCUCUCGGAAAGGUUAAAAAGUAAAAGUGAAAGGGUGAAAGUGGAGCGACGGUUGUAGUCAAAUUUGAUGGAAAAAAAAAAAAAAACAGAAACGGCGUCGUUUUGGCCGCGGGGGGUUCUCUCUUUCCUUUUUUAAAAAAUAUAUAUUCCUAUAAUGUUUACUAGGGUUGUUUAUGAACUAUGUAACUUUCCAACAUCGUGGAUAUUAAAAAAGAAUCAAGAUGAUUUUCUAAUCUUAUGCUAUGAUUGAGACCAAA